AUGGCUCACUCUGCGCUGCGACGCCUUGUGGCUGUGUGGUUGCUGCUUGAGGUAGGAGGAGGAUCGGACACUAUCCGAUGUAACUGGAAACCUUCUUUCAGUGAUACAGGAGUGGCAUCAAAUUUGACAACCAUGUUCGGCAACUACAAUUACAGUGAUGCCUUGCCGGACUGCAUUCAGGCGUGCGUGAGCUCACUGACCUCAGAGACUUCUCCUGCCCUGGUCAAAGACGAGUUCAUGAAAUGCUGUACGAGGAUGCGGCAGCAGAUCAGCAUGGACGACGAGGUUUCGGCAACGUAUGAGUGCUGCGUGCAGUACCGGACGUGGAAUGGGAUGGGCGAGUCGACCAUGACUUGCUGCAUGGAAACUAACAGGCUCUUCCGAUCCUGGUAUGACAGCUCUAACGUGGAAGCAAGGACGUGCGAGGUGGCGUGCAAGACUUGGCCUAACUAUGGGGUGGGGGUCAAGUGCUCGUGCUUGAACUAUGUCGGAGGAUGCAACGCCGAUGGGCCGAAGGACUGUGUUCCCUCCGGCACGUGGAAGUAUGCGCAAGGAUACGAGGCGAUCGACAUGUUCCAACAGUGCUCGGCGGAGGUGUGCAGGUUUCGUCUGCUGGAAGACAAGGUUCGCAACUCGAUGUUCUCGUGGAUGGUUGGGAUACUCCGCGCUGGCGUCUUCACCAACUCGACGCUGAGGGAGGAGAUAGCGCAGGCACUCCGAGGGCUGGACUCUGACCUCGCGUCCGUCUUCUCCUUCCCCCUCACCAGAACCACCGAUGAGCUCCUGCUGGCUGUGUACGCUUCUGCCUCAGCUGCUCUCCUCCUCCCCGAGACUGUCUUCAGGCUGGAUGGACACGUGCAGGCCUGUCGUCGUCCUGACGACAUCUGCCUUUCCACCUGGUGCCACGAGUGCUCCCAGUGGCGCGACGGAUCGUUUUCGUGCCCUCCUCAGCCCUGCGAUCGUCCUCCCCGACUGGUGGAGGUGGGAGGCGUCGUCUUUGACGCUGGGACGGGGCUGAGAGCAGACGCCAAGAUCCGAGACGUGAUGGUGACGAAGCUGGACAUGCUUGUGUUCGCUCUGAAGCUGGUUGGAUAUCAAGUGGACUCCAUAGAGGAGAUGAAGAUGCGGGAAGAAGCUCGGAAUGCUUGGCAGCGAUCCCUUCCUCCCUUCCUUCCCAAGAGCGCCUCCCCUGCCAUCCCCGCCUUCUCUCCUCGAGAAAGCUCCCUGCCCAUCGCUUCCUCCCUCGAUCACUUCGAGGAUCGUCAGUCUCUCCGCUACAAACUCUCGCAGGGCUUCGCAGGUGACGCGCCAGGAGGUCGGGGAGCAGACCCGGGAGGACCGCAGGUGAGGAGGAGGAGGCCGCUGUGUCGGGCUGGGAGCCUGCACCGACCGGAGGAAGAAGACUACAAGCGCGAGGACUGGAAGAUGGAGCUUGACAUGUGGUCGGGAAGCGCUCUCGUUGCUGACGGGUGA
Molecule: messenger RNA, 1473 nt
Organism: Guillardia theta CCMP2712
Lineage: Eukaryota; Cryptophyceae; Pyrenomonadales; Geminigeraceae
Exons: 5
Coding region: 1-1473 (490 amino acids)
Source: RefSeq, a predicted model, not a curated record